Molecule: messenger RNA, 765 nt
Organism: Pediculus humanus corporis (human body louse)
Lineage: Eukaryota; Metazoa; Arthropoda; Insecta; Psocodea; Pediculidae
Product: Aquaporin AQPAe.a, putative
Exons: 5
Coding region: 1-765 (254 amino acids)
Biological process (GO): transmembrane transport
Cellular component (GO): plasma membrane
Molecular function (GO): water channel activity
Source: RefSeq, a predicted model, not a curated record
AUGGGAACAGGUUUAUUAGUAUUUAUCGGUUGUUCUGGAGUAAUGCCGGGUUUAACUUCAUCACCUCCAUCUCAUUUACAAAUAUGCAUUGUUUUCGGUUUGGCAGUCGCCAUGUUAGUUCAGGUGUUCGGACAUAUUAGUGGAUCUCACAUUAAUCCCUCGGUAACAUUAGCUGCAUUAGUGUACAAAGAAAUAUCCAUAUCGACAGCAGGAAUGUACAUAUUAGCUCAAUUUAUCGGUGCCAUUUUAGGAUACGGUACACUCCUGUUUAUGGCUCCCACGGCAGCUUAUUACGCUGACAAAUCAAACAUGAACGUUACCCAUGGAUUUUGCACGACCGUACCUAAUCCUCAACUCUCGGCCAUGCAAGCUUUAUUUGUCGAAUUUGCGGCUACCACAAUUCUCGUAUACGUUUGCUGUAGUUUUUGGGAUAAAAGAAAUGCCGGUCAACACGAUUUGGCACCUUUUAAAUUUGGAAUAACUGUUACCGGGCUAGCAACGGCAUUCGGUCCCUUUUCGGGAGGGAGCAUGAAUCCUGCAAGAUCAUUUGCUCCGGCUGUUUUUACGGGUGUUUGGGACAAACAAUGGAUAUAUUGGCUCGGACCUCUCUCGGCAUCCGUCCUAGUAACAUAUUUUUACAAAUUUAUUUUCGAAAGAAGUAGCAGUCCAAAUAAUAACUUUGACCAAUCGGAAGUGCCACUUAAUCACCUCAACAGUAGUAAAGUUCAAAAUUUGGAAAAAGUUUCUGCCGACGAAGUUUCUUAA